ACCCGUCGACUCUGGUGGGGCUCAGACGCCCGCGGCUGGAGCUCGGGGCGUGGCGGCAGCGGCGGCUGCGGCUAAGGCUGAGCCCGCCCAGAGGGCAUUGUGCAGCACCAUGAGUGCCACUGACGGGUCCCCAGAUGAGAGCACCAAAGGAGAUUUAGGGAGGCCUGAGAGGAAGCCCAAGGUUAAAGAUGCUUUUAAAGACGUUUCCAUUUACUUCUCCAAGGAAGAAUGGGCAGAGAUGGGAGAGUGGGAGAAAAUUCGCUAUAGGAAUGUGAAAAGGAACUAUAAUAUGCUGAUAUCUAUAGGUUUCAGAGCCCCUCGACCAGCUUUCAUGUGUCACCAAAGGCAAACCAUCAAAUUGCAGAUGGAUGACACUGAGGAUUCUGAUGAAGAAUGGACACCUAGACAACAAGUUAAACCUCCUUGGGUGGCCUCCAGAGUAGAACAGAGUAAACCCCAGAAGCCUGAGGUGCUGUUAAGUAAUGAAUCUAGUUUGAAAGAAUUGUCAGGAACAGCAAAUUUACUGAACACAAGUGGCUCAGAACAAGUCCAGAAACCAGUGUCGCCUCUCAGAGAAGCAAGUGCCUCUAGACAGCACUCUAGACGAAAAUUAGAACUCAGGACAAAGGAGGUUGAAGUGAAGAUGUACAGCCUGCGAGAAAGGAAGGGCCAUGCAUACAAAGAAGUCAGCGAGCCCCAGGAUGAUGACUACCUCUAUUGUGAUAAGUGCCAGAACUUCUUCAUGGACAGCUGUCCUGUUCAUGGGCCCCCUACAUUCAUAAAGGACAGUGUGGUCAACAAGGACCAUUCCAAUCACUCGACCCUCAGUCUGCCCCUCGGGCUGAGAAUUGGACCAUCAAGCAUCCCAGAGGCUGGGCUAGGUGUGUGGAAUGAGGCAACUGAUCUGCCACUGGGUCUGCACUUUGGCCCCUACAGGGGCCAGAUCACAGAGGAUGAAGAGGCAGCCAAUAGCGGGUACUCCUGGCUGAUCACCAAGGGGAGGAACUGCUAUGAGUAUGUGGAUGGAAAGGAUGAAUCUCAGGCCAACUGGAUGAGGUAUGUGAACUGUGCCCGGGAUGACGAGGAGCAGAACCUGGUAGCCUUUCAGUACCACAGACAGAUCUUCUACCGAACCUGCCGGGUCAUCAGGCCAGGCUGUGAGCUGCUGGUGUGGUAUGGGGACGAGUACGGCCAAGAGCUGGGCAUCAAGUGGGGCAGCAAGUGGAAGAAAGAGCUCUCAGCAGGGAGAGCAGAACCAAAGCCAGAGAUCCAUCCUUGUCCCUCAUGCUCUCUGGCCUUCUCCAGUCAGAAAUUCCUCAGUCAGCACGUGGAUCGCAGUCACCCGUCUCAGAUCUUCCCAGGAACAUCUAUGAGAAAAAAACUCAUACCAGGGGACUCUUCUCCAAGAGAUCAGCUUCAGGAACAGCAACAUCCUGAUCCACACGGCUGGAAUGACAAAGCCAGAGGUCAAGAAGUCCAAGGAAGUUUGAAACCCACACAUAAAGGGACAAGGCAGAGGGGAAUUUCUAGCCCACCCAAAGGACAAAUGGGGAGAUCUGAAGAGAGUGAGAGAAUGAUGGAGGAUGACCUCAAAGCAGACCAGGAAAUUAAUCCAGAGGACACAGACAAAAUAUUGGUGGGGGUAGAAAUGUCAAGAAUUGUAAGAGUCAAAAAUGGAGAGUGUGGGCAAGGCUUUACACAGAAGUCAGACCUCAUCCAGCACCAGAGGACACACACAGGGGAGAAGCCCUAUGUGUGCAGGGAAUGUGGGUGGCAAGGAAGCCUGAUGUCAGGACCCCGCUCAGGCACAGAGACCAUGCAGUGA
This is a messenger RNA of Ictidomys tridecemlineatus (thirteen-lined ground squirrel), 1825 nucleotides long. Lineage: Eukaryota; Metazoa; Chordata; Mammalia; Rodentia; Sciuridae. The record is from RefSeq and is a predicted model, not a curated record.